AAGAUUUUUUUGGUCGUCGUUCUUCAUUGGAUGUUGUCAGCUCGUCAUUCUUUUUGGAGCUCUACGAGCUCGUAAAUCUUUGUUUGCACUAUGUCAACUCGUAAUUCUUUGUUGGAGCCGUGUGAGCUCGUAAUUCUUUGUUGGAGUUGUGUGAGCUCGUCAUGCUUUGUUAGAGCUUUGUCAGCUCAUCAUUCUCUGUUGGAGCUUUGUCAGCUCGUCCAUGCUUUGAUGGAGCUUUGUCAGCUCGUCAUUCUCUGUUGGAGCUCUUUCAGCUCGUCAUGCUGUGUUGGAGCUCUGCCAGCUCGUCAUGCUUUGUUGGAGCUCUUUCAGCUCGUCAUGCUGUGUUGGAGCUUUGACAACUCGUCAUGCUUUGUUGGAGCUCUUUUAGCUCGUCAUGCUGUAUUGGAGCUCUGCCAGCUCGUCAUGCUCUGUUGGAGCUCUGCCAGCUCGUCAUGCUUUGUUGGAGCUCUUUCAGCUCGUCAUGCUGUGUUGGAGCUUUGUGAGCUCAUCAUUCUUCAUUGGAGUUCUGUGAGCUCGUCACUCUUUGUUGGAGCUUUGUGACCUCAUCAUUCUUCAUCAGAGCUCUGUGAGCUCGGCACUCUUUGUUGGAGCUUUGUUAGCUCGUCAUUCUCUGUCGGAGCUUUGUCAGCUUGUCAUUCUCUGUCGAAGCUUUGUCAGCUUGUCAUUCUCUGUCGGAGCUCUGUCAGCUCGUCAUGCUUUGUUGGAGCUCUUUUAACUCGUCAUGCUGUGUUGGAGCUUUGUGAGCUCAUCAUUCUUCAUUGGAGUUCUGUGACCUCGUCACUCUUUGUUGGAGCUUUGUGAGCUCAUCAUUCUUCAUCAGAGCUCUGUGAGCUCAGCACUCUUUGUUGGAGCUUUGUCAGCUCGUCAUUCUCUUUCGGAGCUUUGUCAUUCUCUGUCGGAGCUUUGUCAUUCUCUGUCGGAGCUUUGUCAGCUCGUCAUUCUCUGUCGGAGCUCUGUCAGCUCGUCAUGCUUUGUUGGAGCUCUUUCAGCUCGUCAUGCUGUGUUGGAGCUUUGUGAGCUCAUCAUUCUUCAUUGAAGUUCUUUGAGCUCGUCACUCUUUGUUGGAGCUUUGUGAGCUCAUCAUUCUUCAUCAGAGCUCUGUGAGCUUAGCACUCUUUGUUGGAGCUUUGUCAGCUCGUCAUUCUCUUUCGGAGCUUUGUCAGCUCGUCAUUCUCUGUCGGAGCUUUGUCAGCUCGUCAUUCUUUUUGAAAGGCUCACCAAAUAAAGAUUUGGAUCUUGC
Molecule: messenger RNA, 1261 nt
Organism: Rubroshorea leprosula
Lineage: Eukaryota; Viridiplantae; Streptophyta; Magnoliopsida; Malvales; Dipterocarpaceae
Source: the annotation of a GenBank genome assembly